Microthlaspi erraticum is the source of this 720-nucleotide messenger RNA. The record is from the annotation of a GenBank genome assembly. NCBI's taxonomy places the organism in Eukaryota, Viridiplantae, Streptophyta, Magnoliopsida, Brassicales, Brassicaceae.
AUGGGAAGGGGAAAGAUCGCGAUUAAGAGGAUCGAUAACUCGACGAGCCGUCAAGUGACCUUCUCGAAGCGAAGGAACGGAUUGUUGAAGAAAGCCAAGGAGCUCGCCAUUCUCUGCGAUGCUGAGGUCGGUGUCAUCAUCUUCUCCAGCACCGGCAGGCUCUACGAUUUCUCCAGCUCCAGCAUGAAAACGAUAAUAGAGAGAUACAGCGAUGCCAAAGGGGAAGCCAAUUUGGAAAGUAAUCCAGCUUCAGAAAUCAAGUUUUGGCAAAAGGAGGCCGCGAUUCUAAAGCGGCAGCUACAUAACUUGCAAGAAAACCACCGGCAAAUGAUGGGGGAAGAGCUCUCUGGACUAAGUGUUGAAGACUUGCAGAAAUUGGAAAAUCAGCUUGAACUGAGCCUUCGUGACGUACGAAUGAAAAAGGAUCAUAUAUUAGUCGAAGAAAUUCAAGAACUCAACCGCGAGGGGAAUCUCGUGCACCAAGAGAAUUUGGACCUCCACAAGAAAGUAAGCCUAAUGCACCAACAGAAUAUGGAAUUACACAGAAAGGUUUCAGAGGUUGAGGGUGUGAAAAGCGCAGACAAGAAUUCUCUUCUCACAAAUGGUCUAGACAUGAGAGAUAACUCCGGCGAACCUGUCCAUCUUCAGCUCAGCCAACCGCAGCAUGAUGAGACACAUGCUAAAGCUAUCCAACUAAGCUACUUUUCCUUCAUUGCAUGA